Molecule: messenger RNA, 834 nt
Organism: Miscanthus lutarioriparius
Lineage: Eukaryota; Viridiplantae; Streptophyta; Magnoliopsida; Poales; Poaceae
Source: the annotation of a GenBank genome assembly
AUGUCAGGCUUGAAUUUACUAGCUCCUGAAGGUGUUAGUUUGUCAUUGCACACAACUAGACUAUUAGUUCUGGUGCUUUAUCUUAGGGUACUCGAGGUCCCCUUCAUACAGCAGGGGGCACCCAAAAGCGAGGUCAAGUGGCCACAUUCUGAUUUCUUUCCUGUUUGCAGGGAGGAGGACGCUGUUAACCACGGAAAUACUCUGUAUGUGACUGGGCUCUCUUCCAGGGUGACUGAAAGGGAUGUUAAAGAUUAUUUCUCUAAGCAUGGAAGGGUGGUUGGUUGCCAUGUUGUUCUUGAACCACAUACACGUGUUUCCCGUGGAUUUGCCUUUGUCACCAUGGACACUGUUGAAGAAGCUGAGCGUUGCAUCAAGUAUCUUAAUGAUUCUGUAAUGGAAGGUCGAAACAUCACAGUUGAGAAGUUAUCCUACACCUUGAUACCAUUGACAGGCCAUCGGUACGAGCGCAGAGAGCGUGGGAGAUUCCGUAGAGGCUAUGGUGGUGGGCGUGAUGAGUAUUAUGGCAAUGGCGGUGGCUAUGGCUACCGCAGGUCCCCGCCUCCCAUGUCCUCUUCCUACAGGGAGAGCCGGGACUAUUAUCCCUCCUACAGGGAGAGCCGGGACUAUUAUCCCUCCUACAGGGAGAGCCGGGACUACUCUCCCCACAGGGACCCUCGAGACUACUACGAAAGCAGGGGCGGCGGCCGGGGCUACUCCCCGCCUCCUUAUGGCGGUGGUAGGUCAAGGAGGGAGCGAUCGAUUUCGCCGUAUCGGAUGCCAGAAAGGGGCUACGGUGGAGGCCGCCGGGCGGGCGGCGGUGGCUAUGACAGGUAA